AAGUCAGGAGGGAGGGGCCCGCGGGCGCCGCCGUCGCCCCCUCCCGGCGCGCGGAGCCCGAUUGUCACUCAGCUCCCGCGCCGGGGGCGAUGGAGGCGCGGGCGCGCGAGUCGCGUCCCAGCCAGCUACCAGCCCCCUGGACCUAAGAGGCCGACCCUGGAUUCUCCAGGCACUCCCGGAGCGAGCGGUUGCCGAAGGCGUCGAGGUGGGGGGUGGGGGGCCACUUGGGCAGCGCAGCCCAGGUGGCCAGGAGCUCUGCCAGCUUUGGAGACCCUGGGUGCGAAACAGGGGCGUACCUCUUUAAAAGAGUCCUGGGCUGAGCCUCUGCCGCACCAUGUGAUUGCUUGAAAGGCCGGGCUGGGAGCGCUGCGGCGGGAGCCUGGAGGACGAUGAGCUGCCCCGCGGUGCCCAGAGCCCAGACUUGCCCAGCGCGGCCCCGGAGCUUUGGGCGCCACCAGGUGCCCAGAACUUUGGGCACUGCUGCUGAGAUUUCGUGCCCCUUGGCAGGCAGGAUGGUGCCUGCCUCUUGCCUCCCGGCACCUGCCUGCUGAUGUGCCCAGCCUGUACCCGCCAUGCCGCCCACCAUCACGGCCUUCCAGGCCGCGUACAUUGGCAUUGAGGUGCUCAUCGCCCUGGUUUCCGUGCCUGGGAACGUACUGGUGAUCUGGGCAGUGAAAGUGAACCCAGCGCUGCGGGAUGCCACCUUCUGCUUCAUCGUGUCGCUGGCAGUUGCUGACGUGGCAGUGGGUGCCCUAGUCAUCCCACUCGCCAUCCUCAUCAACAUUGGGCCACAGACCUACUUCCACACCUGCCUUAUGGUCGCCUGCCCUGUCCUCAUCCUCACCCAGAGCUCCAUUCUGGCCCUGCUGGCGAUUGCUGUGGACCGCUACCUCCGGGUCAAGAUCCCACUUCGGUACAAGACCGUGAUGAGCCCCCGGAGGGCUGCGGUGGCUAUCGCCGGCUGCUGGAUUCUCUCUUUCGUGGUGGGCCUGACCCCUAUGUUCGGCUGGAACAAUCUGAGCGAGGUGGAACAGGCCUGGGUGGCCAACGGCAGCGUGGGGGAGCCGGUGAUCAAGUGCGAGUUCGAGAAGGUCAUCAGCAUGGAGUACAUGGUCUACUUCAACUUCUUCGUCUGGGUGCUGCCCCCGCUGCUCCUCAUGGUGCUCAUCUACCUGGAGGUCUUCUACCUGAUCCGCAAGCAGCUCAACAAGAAGGUGUCGGCCUCCUCUGGCGACCCGCAGAAGUACUAUGGCAAGGAGCUGAAGAUCGCCAAGUCGCUGGCCCUCAUCCUCUUCCUCUUCGCCCUCAGCUGGCUGCCCCUGCACAUCCUGAACUGCAUCACCCUCUUCUGCCCCUCCUGCCGCAAGCCCAGCAUCCUCAUCUACAUCGCCAUCUUCCUCACGCACGGCAACUCGGCCAUGAACCCCAUCGUCUACGCCUUUCGCAUCCAGAAGUUCCGGGUCACCUUCCUGAAGAUUUGGAAUGACCACUUCCGCUGCCAGCCCGUACCCCCCGUGGACGAGGACCUCCCGGAAGACAGGCCCAACGACUAGACACCCACUGCCACUGGCCCCUCAUCCAGCAGCGCCACAGCCCCGCCCACCCCGCCAUCCAGCUGGGUCUCCCCGAGCCUUCCCUGGCCAGGCCUGUGGGGUGCAGGCACAGAUGGGGGGGGCUGGGAAGAGAUGCCCAUGGAGCAGGGGCCCUCUGCAGGAAGUCACUGGGCCUGCACCUUUGGGUGCUGCAGGAGGUUGUGGAGAGCAGUGUGGGGGGAAGGAACCCGGUAUCCUGAGGGGAGGAGGAAAGCGGCUGGAGCCUCCCCACCUGCCUGAUCCACGUGUAGUCCAGCCCUCCAGGGCCGGGCAGGUCCUGGGGAGACCGCGACUGACAAGAGCCAUCUUAACCUGGGAGAAGACGCUUGGGCUCCCCCAGUGAGGUGGGGAGUCUGCUUCUCCUGGGUGUUAGUGGUGCAGCCCCAGGGCCAAGCUUAAGGAGAGGAGAGGAUCCCCUCCAAGAUGGAGGGAAGGAGGGAGAUGGAGGACGUACUGACUUGUUUCUUGGCCUGUUCUGAGGCCAGAAGGUGGCCAGAAGCAGCUCAGGGCAGGAAGCCAAGGAGCCUCUUUCCCCACCUGUGGCAGACGCUGUGCUUCUCUGCUAUGUGCCAGGGUGCCUGCUCCCCUUGCCCUGAGGAGCUGAGGAUUAUACUUGGGAGAGGCAGAGUGGGUCCAGAAAUCACUUCUGACAUUUUCUUUCUUCUGGGCCAGCUCUUGGACCCCGGGUGGGGGCUCAGAGCGGUAUGGGGGAAGGGUCCUCCUUUAGCCCUGGGGCAUGAGGGGAGGGGAGGGGGAGAUAGGUGUGGGCCUCAAACAGCCACCAGGUGGCAGCACUGAGACCCUUCUUGUCCUCUGCUGAAGCCUGGGGUGCAACUACCUGUCAUCUGGGUGCCACCAGCCCCCGAUGACCUGCUGGACUCUCCUAGGUGAUACUAGGUGACACCUGUCUCUGCUGCUUCUAGCCAAAUGCAGAGGAGAAUCCCAGACAUGCCAACUCUUGGGAGGGGGUGGACAAGGGAAAGGGUCCUUCGAGGCUCCCAGUGCUGACUGUGGGUGCUCCUGGGUUAAGCUGACAGGCCCAGACCGGAGGAGUCACCCACUGAGAUGGGGCUGGGGAAGGUCUCGCUGGCAUUUGGUGCCCCUGGCAUUUAGCCCAGGUUUCAGGGGCUUCUGAUUCCAGGCCUUUAGGGCACCUGAAAAGGGGUUGGCCCUCACCCUGCCAAGACUUCACCCCUUGCUUGGAGGGGAGCGUGGGGGGGAGGGGGUCACGACGUUGACUGGGUUCUGAGUGUCAACGCCAUCUCCAGGCCCUUCCCUCUCUGAGAGGCGGGUCUCCCCUCGUUCCCAGGAUGGGCCACAAAACUAAUAAAAGAUUAUA
Molecule: messenger RNA, 2931 nt
Organism: Choloepus didactylus (southern two-toed sloth)
Lineage: Eukaryota; Metazoa; Chordata; Mammalia; Pilosa; Megalonychidae
Gene: ADORA1
Product: adenosine A1 receptor
Exons: 4
Coding region: 573-1553 (326 amino acids)
Biological process (GO): G protein-coupled adenosine receptor signaling pathway
Cellular component (GO): synapse; dendrite; membrane
Molecular function (GO): G protein-coupled adenosine receptor activity
Source: RefSeq, a predicted model, not a curated record